ACCGUCAGGGAAAAUCCGUUUUUAAUUACAAUCACCUUGGCGUAAAGUGAACCACAGACUGGCUAAACCAUUUCUAUAGAUUGUGUUUAUUUGCUUUCUGUUAUCAAGCUUUAUUUUUAUCCGAUAAAAAAGGAAGCAUGUCACCUGGACCAAAAUUACAACACCCGGCGCCUACCUUUUCCGGUGUCGCUGUGAUUGGCGAAAGCUUUGUAGAAAUAGACCUUAAGAAUUAUCUAGGACAAUACGUUGUUUUGUUCUUUUAUCCGUUAGAUUUUACCUUUGUUUGUCCAACGGAAAUUGUGGGAUUCUCGGAUCGUCUAGAUGAAUUUAAAAAGAUCAACACCGCUGUGAUUGCUGUCUCUACUGACAGCCAGUACUGUCAUCUAGCAUGGAAGAAUCUGCCACGUACCGAAGGCGGAAUUGGAGAGAUAAAAAUUCCUUUGUUAUCUGAUAAGUCUAUGAAAAUCUCUCGUGACUAUGGAGUUUUGGAUGAAGCUACCGGUAUACCGUUUCGUGGACUUUUCAUUAUUGAUGCGAAGGGAAUUCUGCGUCAAAUCACUAUGAAUGAUUUACCUGUGGGAAGGUCUGUAGACGAAACUUUACGUUUGGUUCAAGCAUUUCAGUAUACUGAUGAGCACGGUGAAGUUUGUCCUGCUGGUUGGUCUCCGGGACAAAAGACUAUAAUACCUAAUCCAAAGGACAGUAUGGAGUAUUUCCAAUCUAACUAAUGUUCUUAUAAUUUCUUUUCUUAUAGCUUAUUUUCCUAGAAGUAUUAUGUUUACUUGAACAGUAUUACUUAUUAUUAGUUUAAAAUCCUGUAUGUUGUCAGUAUUAUUGUAGCGUAAAAAACUAUUUUGUUCUGUGCCAAAUACAUCUUAUAAAAAUGA
This is a messenger RNA of Photinus pyralis (common eastern firefly), 887 nucleotides long. RefSeq names its product peroxiredoxin 1-like. Bases 138 to 728 code for a protein of 196 amino acids. Gene Ontology annotation, biological process: hydrogen peroxide catabolic process; removal of superoxide radicals; cellular response to stress. NCBI's taxonomy places the organism in Eukaryota, Metazoa, Arthropoda, Insecta, Coleoptera, Lampyridae. Gene Ontology annotation, molecular function: thioredoxin peroxidase activity. The transcript is spliced from 2 exons. The record is from RefSeq and is a predicted model, not a curated record. Gene Ontology annotation, cellular component: cytosol.